This is a messenger RNA of Dipodomys spectabilis (banner-tailed kangaroo rat), 2373 nucleotides long. RefSeq names its product leucine rich repeat containing 36 (gene Lrrc36). The coding region runs from base 1 to 2280 and encodes 759 amino acids. The record is from RefSeq and is a predicted model, not a curated record. The transcript has 14 exons. Lineage: Eukaryota; Metazoa; Chordata; Mammalia; Rodentia; Heteromyidae. Gene Ontology annotation, molecular function: protein binding.
AUGGCGGAGCAGUGGGAUCUGGACGAGGAGGGCAUCCGCCGCCUGGGGGCGCUGAGCCUGGAGCAGCCGGAACUGGUGGAGUCUCUUUCAUUGCAGGGAUCUUAUGCUGGAAAAAUCCAUUCUAUUGGUGAUGCCUUCAGAAACUUUAAAAAUCUCCGAUCCUUAGAUUUAUCAAGAAAUUUGAUCACCAGCCUAAAGGGCAUCCAGUAUUUAUGUUCACUCCAAGACCUGAAUUUAUAUUAUAACAACAUCCCUUCAUUAGUGGAGGUGUCCCGCCUGCAGCCUUUACCCUUCCUCAAAGAACUAGAUCUGAGACUCAAUCCUGUUGUCAGGAAAGAUACAGAUUACAGGCUCUUUGCUGUGUACACACUGCAAACUCUGGAGAAACUGGAUGAUCGAACUGUACGUGACAGUGAGAGGAAAGCCGCCAAGCUACAUUUUAGUCAAUUGGGCAACAGUGAAAAUUUUCUUUUAGAGGUGGAAAAAAGCUCUAGGGAGAAGACAAUGAAAAACUGUGUGACAGAUGAGGGCUCUGCAUUAAAAGUCAGUGUGGAGGUUGACACCAGGAUUGAAACAGAUGCAAACAAAGGACUUUUUAUUCCCUUCCCCAACCGAGAAAUAAUAAAGGAUUCCCUAACCAGUACUUCUGCAACCCAGGGCAAUGGUACACCUGGCCAGAAAUCAGACACUUUCCCACUGGGGACACAGCUACAGGAAGUGACAAGAAGAGAGAUACCAAGUGACAACCACCAGGAAGAUGGUAAAGAAUUCAAACGCUACUCACCUUGUCAGUGCACAGUCCGAUCCCCAGAGAAGAUGAGCAGGGAUGGGUACCGAGUAUCCUUUUUGGACAGCAAGAGUUCAGUUUCUUCUCCAGAAAAGGACUUGUUAGGAACACCUGAUACCUACCAACUUCCCCAUGAUGACUCAUUGAGUAAACGUCUAGAUGUGGGUGACUCCAGCCAGAUCCAUCCUUAUCAGAUACCUUCCAAUGUCGGUCUGGAAAAUUAUGAUGGUCAUUAUUCUCAAACUCUACCCCUGCACGGAAGUCAUGGUAAAAGGCCCCAGAGAAGCAAGAACUUCCGAGAGUAUAACAUAAAGCCUUCAAAUGACAUAAAAGCUGCCACAUCCCAUCCCUGUGGAGAUUUACUGAUGUCUUUGUCAAACCCAGACUCCAGCACCGGAAGGCUUUUGAAGCUUAGUUCAGAUCUGUAUGCCGCCACCCAUUUCAACAGUGACCCUGCUCUGCUGGUCAGUGUUGAGCACCAAUUAUCCAGCAGCCUCGGUGAUUUAACACCAGCACGUGGUUCUUUCCCAAACAACCCUGUCCUGGGAAAUGCUCCUAGAACACUGCUGUUGCCUCCUGGGACGUCAGAAGACAGAGAAAUUCUGGCCAGGAGGUCAUUAAGCCCAACAAGGAGAGGAUUCAAGCGGAAGGACAAUAUUUUUGCCAACCUGAAUCCGAAGCAUGGUUUCCAAGAUGCUACAGGCAUCGAGGCAAGUCCUCUCUCAAGUGACCUGGGCAGUUUGCAUGGUUUGCCAGGAAACCACAGUCCCCCAAUCUCUGCCAGAACCCCUCAUGUGGCCACUGUCCUCAGACAGCUCCUGGAGCUUGUGGAUAAGCACUGGAAUGGCUCUGGUUCACUCCUCCUCAACAAGAAAUUUCUCGGUCCUGCCCGAGAUUUGCUUCUGUCUUUGGUCGUCCCUGGUCCUCCUCAGCAGUGGGGUCGCAUCCAUCCUGAAGAUGCCGGGAAAGCCUUCCGCAGGCGGGACAGUGACUCAAAGGAGGCUGGACAGCUGGUCCCUAGUGAUGUGGAAAGUUUGAAACAAAAACUGGUCAGAGUGCUGGAGGAAAACCUUAUUUUGUCAGAAAAAAUUCAGCAGCUGGAGGAAGGUUCUGCCAUCUCAAUUGUGAGUGGUCACCAGUCCCAUACACACGAUGAUCUUCUGCGCAAAAACCAACAGCUGACCAUGCAGGUGACUUGCCUGAACCAAGAACUUGCCCAGUUGAAAAAGCUAGAGGAGACAGUUGCCCUUCUUCAUGAAAGUCAGAGAUCCCUGGUGGUAACUAAUGAAUAUCUACUGCAGCAGCUGAAUAAAGAGCAAAAAGGUUAUUCCGGGAAGGCGCUCCUGCCUCCUGAGAAGAGUCACCACCUGGGGAGAUCAUCGCCCUUUGGGAAGAGCACAUUAUCUUCCUCCUCACCAAUGGCACACGACACGGGUCAGUACCUAAUACAGAGUGUCUCAGAAGCUGCGCCAGAGCCUAGUUUGUGGAGCUAGCAUGGAACACCUUCACCGCCGCCUCCCUCUGGUCCCCGGAGGACUCAGCCAUCACCACAGUGUGGUGGUGUUUACCCCCAAAGAUUAAGAAAA